This is a messenger RNA of Colletotrichum lupini, 3138 nucleotides long. RefSeq lists its product as uncharacterized. The record is from RefSeq and is a predicted model, not a curated record. The coding region runs from base 1 to 3138 and encodes 1045 amino acids. Gene Ontology annotation, molecular function: beta-glucosidase activity. Gene Ontology annotation, biological process: carbohydrate metabolic process. The transcript is spliced from 3 exons. Lineage: Eukaryota; Fungi; Ascomycota; Sordariomycetes; Glomerellales; Glomerellaceae.
AUGUCCAAAGAAGCGGCCAUGUUCCAGGCUGGAGACCUGGUGGCAUACAGUCAGUCAACCGGCCAUAAUCUCCUCCUUGAGGAUCUCCGACUUCCGUCAGAUUUUGUCUGGGGCACCGCCACUGCCGCCUUCCAGAUCGAGGGUGGCAUUUCCCAAGAUGGAAAAGGGAAGUCGAUUUGGGAUGUGUACACCCAUCUCGAGCCGUCAAGAACAAAUGGCGAGAAUGCCGAUGUAGCAUGCGACCACUACAACAGGGUAGCCGAAGAUGUAGAACUCAUGUCCUCCCUCGGCGUUGACGUCUACCGAUUUUCUCUGGCCUGGACACGCAUAAUUCCUCUCGGGGGACGCAAUGACCCUAUCAACGAAAAAGGUGUCGCUUUCUAUGACGAUCUCAUCAACCGACUCUUGGCAAACAACAUCGAGCCUGUGGUGACUCUUUACCAUUGGGAUCUCCCACAAGAGCUCUACGAAAGGUACAAAGGAUUACUCGACACAGCUGAGUAUAGAGCUGAUUUCCAGAACUACGCCCGGAUCUGCUUCUCUCGGUUUGGCGAUCGAGUCAAGAAAUGGGUGACCUUCAAUGAGCCCUAUAUUAUCUCGAUCUUCGCGCAUCACAGUGGCGUACUGGCGCCAGGCCGCUGUGCUGCCAGUGGUGCCAACACCAAGACAGAACCUUGGCGCGUCGGUCAUACGAUCAUUUUGUCUCAUGCUUCCGUGGUACAAGUUUAUGCGGAAGAGUUUCAACCAUCUCAGAAAGGAGAAAUAUCGAUUGUUCUCAACGGACAUUUUUACGAACCUUUUGAGGAAGGCAAUCAGAACGACGUAGAAGCCGCUCAACGCAGAAUGGAGUUUUACAUUGGCUGGUUCGGAGACCCAGUGUUUCUGGGAACAGACUACCCAUCCUCAAUGAGAGCAUACCUCGGCUCGCGCCUCCCUGAGUUUACGGCGGAAGAACGUGCUCUUCUUCGGAAGACUGCCCCAAUCAACGCAUUUUAUGGUAUGAACCAUUACUCUACCAAGUACGCGCGUGCUCUGCCAGACCCCCCAGCAGAUGAUGACUGGACUGGCAAUAUCGAAGAGACGUCAGUUAACAAGCAAGGAGUGGAGAUUGGACCCAUGUCGGGCGUCCAGUGGCUACGGCUUGCGCCAGAAGGAUUCCGGAAGUUAUUGAACUGGGUGUGGAAUCGGUAUCAGCUUCCCAUCAUAGUCACGGAAAAUGGGUGUCCCUGCCCCGGUGAAAUUGAUGUCGAUGUUGCGCGGAAAGAUCACUUCCGUCAGAGAUACUUUGGCCUCUACCUUGACGCUAUAUCUCGCUCCAUUUAUGAAGACGGGGUCAGAGUAGAGGGUUAUUAUGCUUGGAGCCUUAUGGAUAAUUUUGAAUCGGAGAGCCGCUUGAGUUCAAUGAUGACUCUUAGAGGUGUCCUGGAGCUCCAAAGAUGCAUCGCCAAAGCCGUCGGCGACUUUCAGGCGGGAGACUUCACACCGGAUGGCAAAAAUGUUAUCGUCAACGUGGUCUUCACCGGCGCCCCUACAGCUCCCAACCCUGCAAGCAUCUACGAUGGGGAGCAUGUUCUUCUCAUCAAGGCAGAUGGCACCAACUUCACCAACGGCGAUCCAUGGAAGUGUCUGAGCUGCGGUGUUCCCGCCGUCAACGCCAUCUCUCUUGACCCACAGAAGGACUACCCUCACGUCUUCCGCAGCGGCGACAAGGCGCUUUGGGGUCACAACAUUCUGGACUGUGGCGGGGCGCCUCUGGAAAGCGAUGCAUGCACCCCGAACAAGACACACAUCUACCCGAUCCACUGGAACACUGCAGCCGAUGGCUCGGGGAAGGGCGGCAGUCCUCGCGAAAUGCGCCUGCACCCAGACGACGUUCACAUGGGAUGGAGCUCUUUCACCAGUACCGGCGGUCAAUUCGCUUACACUGGCCGCCUCAAUUUCAACGCUGAGCCAACUGUGGGCGAACCACUCGCCCCUCGCUAUGAUCUCGUCGACGUGAAUUUGCUCUUCGACCCUACGCGCGCGAACCCCAUCACAACCAAUGGCUCCGAACUCAUCAUCCACAACAAUGCUAUCGCCGUUGGCGAGCUGCGCGGUUUCAGCGGAAACGGCGAAGAGAUCACCUAUAUUGGCAACCCCGUUGAGUCAACCAACAUCGACGUCUUCGCCGUACAUGUACAGACGGGCGCCGUCCGCCGCCUCACUAGCCACCCAGAAUACGUGGAUCCCAUGGCCUUCUCUGCCGAUAACGACUGGUUCGUUGCCAUGGACACGCGAGGUACGAACCGCCAGAUGUGGAUGUCCGGCAUGCGUGGGAUCCCGCCCCUGAUCGACCUCGUUGCUGUGACUGUAGCCGCCUCCACUCGCAACAACGGCCCCCGUCGCUUCUUCCAGCCAAUCUUAAUCGAUCGCUACGGCGAUCGCGGCGACUAUUAUGGUCAGCGGAUCAAUGCUGCGGGGGUCGAGAGCGGCAGUGCCAUCAACGACCCGAACUGGAAUGGCAGAGCGGACCCGGCCUUCUCCUUGGACGGAACAAAGAUUACGUACUGGCAGGCUCUCGUGGUCUCCCCUUCAUGUGGUGGUGCGAAUCCCCUUCCUUGCCCCGAGUCUACGGCCCAAGGAGGCAGGGAGUAUCGCUUGAUGUUGGCUCAACGGAUUGGUCGCGAGGCUACCGCGCCGGCGCCAAUUUACAAGAUUCCGGACGUGAUCCCUUGGGCCACGCCAUUUCCUCCGGGCACAGCUAUCCCGGAGUCGCCGUUCACGGUCGAGCCAGGCAACUAUACACUCCGUGGGAAGGUUUCUGGUAUUGCUGGUGUAAGCAUUGCCCCGGACUCUACUAAUGUGAGCGGGCUGGGCAGCGUUGCAGUGAACUACACCAACUACUCGGAUGAUGGGGAGCACAUCCUGAAUGGCUUUGAGGACGUCACGGUGAAGAUUCUUCUCCCCAACUUCUGGACGAAUCAGGUUGACUGGGUUUCUGAUAUUGUUCAGACUGGGGUGGUCAAUGGGACUAAGAAGACUAGCGAGGGGGGUUUUCACUUGAUUAUUGACGCGGAGCUGAACUUAUUCAACGCGAGUGGGACUUUGGUCACCACCAUCGACGGUGUUGAGUAUAAGCAGCCUGCUAACGGUACUUGA